AUGCAGUCCUAUUUACGGAUACCCGGCGACGAGACAUGGCCCUCCUCGGCAGACUGGCAAACCCUGAACUCCACCGUGGGCGGGAGGCUGGUCGCCACCAUCCCACAGGCAAGCGUCUGCCACGCCACACCCUACGCAAACUACGACGAGGCGGCAUGUUCAGUAGUCGUCAAGAAUACUGGUCAUGACUACAACGGAAAGUCCACCGGCAAAGGUGCUCUGUCGCUAUGGAUGCGUAAUCUCAAGACCACGGAAACAAUCACAAGCUACCAGAGCAAGGCCUACACAGGACCAGCGAUCAAACUAGGCGCCGGUGUACUGGUUGGAGAAACACAUGAAGCCGCAGCGGCAGAAGGCUACCGAGCAGUCGGCGGCGAGUGCGGCAGCGUCGGGAUCGCGGGGGGAUACUCGCAGGGAGGCGGCCACUCGAUCCUGAACAGCAAGUACGGAAUGGGAACCGACCAAGUCCUGGAGUGGGAGGUCGUCACAGCCCGGGGAGAGCAUCUCAUAGCCACACCCGAACAGAACACAGACCUCUACUGGGCCCUCGGCGGCGGCGGCGGCGGCACGUACGGCGUGGUCCUCAGUAUGACGACCCGGCUUCAUAAAGAUGGCCCAUUCACUGGCGGCUCCCUGGGCUUUACCCUCGAGGAUGCCGGUAAUAACGCGGCAAUCCCUCAAAUCGGGAACAAUAUCGGUGGGGCGUUGGAUCUUGUGCGAGUCGAUAGUGUCUGCGAGGGCAUAUUGCGAGAGGUUUUUGACGAUGAUGUUGUAAUACAAGGAGGUAUACGGUAUGUGCAUGAGGUGGGGGAUAUCGUGAUUCCCCUGGUGGGCAUGGAGAGCUCUGAGUACUUAUUGACAACCAAUGGCGUCGACAAGGUGAAUGGGAACGUGUCGGAAUAUGGAAGACUGACAGGGACGGCAGAGGAGCCGGUGAGCAAGUCCCUUGACGUCCUGCCAAUGCAGGUAUGGAUAAAGAAGGCAGCAGCAGCUGGAAUGCACCCUGCUGUGGCGGAACUGAUACAGGCCAUGGAUGCACCGGGUACUUCAGUGUACCCCAAGUUGCAUAAGAAGACGGCCUGCACGUCAAAUAUUGAAAGUUAG
This is a messenger RNA of Diaporthe citri, 1104 nucleotides long. RefSeq lists its product as uncharacterized. The record is from RefSeq and is a predicted model, not a curated record. Lineage: Eukaryota; Fungi; Ascomycota; Sordariomycetes; Diaporthales; Diaporthaceae. Gene Ontology annotation, molecular function: oxidoreductase activity; FAD binding. The transcript is spliced from 4 exons. Bases 1 to 1104 code for a protein of 367 amino acids.